AGGAGGUGUGCAUACACUAGCUGAAGUAAACAAUAUUGUUUACAAAAUGACCAAAGCGAAUAAAACGCCGCAAAAAGCAAGUGAACCGAAUAUAAAUGGUUCCUUCACACCAGUUCGAUAUUUGGACAGCCAGCGCCUGCAAUCGCCCACGAGUCACGAUGCGAAUUUAGCCACCUGCAAAACCAGAUUGGAAACAAUAGUCAAACAACUCCAGGAUAACUACGCUAAAUGGCAGCUGGCCCAUCAGCGGGGCACCUCUAUUUGCUAUACUAUCGAAGCCAAGAAGACCAAGUGUCUGGAGAAAAGCCAGGAUGAAGGCAGCUCCCUUUACCCAGAUGAUCUCCUACUUCCCUGCAACAAGUUGGCCAUCAUAGCCUCUAUUUUCGGGGAUAUCGCAAAUAAUACAAAGGAGAUACUAAGACAACUGAGAGGCAUAUUAAAAUUACCGGGAUCUGCAGCGGAUACGAUAUUCUACAGGUCCUGGAAGUUGCAGCAAUUCGUGGUUUUCGCGAAGGAGCUAUCCGAAAGAUAUGAGAAGGAGGCUCUGGUCAAAAUGGAAGUUGCCGGUAACAUUGCUCACUCGACUGAAAGAAGCCAGCUCAUUGCGCACACAACUUUAUGGGAAUUUCCCGAGCACGUGGACUCCUAUGUCCAUCUGGGGUUUCUUCUCCUUGCCGAAGAAGUCAGUUUAAGGCAAUAAAUUAAACAAUUUUUCAACUU
Drosophila melanogaster (fruit fly) is the source of this 720-nucleotide messenger RNA. RefSeq lists its product as uncharacterized. The transcript has 3 exons. Bases 47 to 700 code for a protein of 217 amino acids. Lineage: Eukaryota; Metazoa; Arthropoda; Insecta; Diptera; Drosophilidae. The record is from RefSeq and is marked reviewed.